AUGGCAACCGUCAGGGCAUUAUACAACUGUGAUGCUACAGAAAGUCCAGAUGAAUUAUCUUUCCAAAAAGGAGACAUUAUUGAGAAUGCAGUUGAAUCUCAAGAGUCGGGAUGGUAUUAUGGCGUUUUACAGAAGUCAGGGGAAAGUGGCCUGUUUCCAUUCAAUUACGUCGAGAUUGUCCCUGUCAUGCCUGUACCGAGCAAGCCAAGAAAGUCUCUCGUAAAUAACGACUCUAGAGCAACAUUGGGAAAUGUUGGCAAGGAAAAUACCAACGGGUCCACGGAAAUAGCGUCUUCCGCCGGAGACAAUCGUUUCAGAGCCAGCCCGCAAGAGCUCGGUGGUGGAGGUCCAAAGCCCUUGAUGAACAAUAAAUCAUCAGCUGAUGACACCACUAUGAGCAACAGUGAAGUAGAAGGAUCCUUUUCCGUCAAAGAAUUAAGGGCUCGAUUAGAAAAGUCAAAGGUUACGCCACAGUCCGCCAAACAACCUGUGCCAACGCCUGCUCCAAAACCAGCACACAUACAGGCCGGUAAACCUCAUGUAAAUCAAUCAGCGCCUAUACCUUCACCUAUACCUGUAAAGGAAACAGAAACAACGCACCAAGGUGAAGAAGAUGUAGCUUUCAUGAAGCCUUCAGAACUGCGUAAAAAGUGGGCAGCAGUAGACGCUGCUUCGAAACAAACCCAGCCACCCCCUAUAUCUUCGCCCUCGCUUGUCAAGCGCCAAAGCAUGGUCACCACUGGAGGCUCUCGAGGGUCACCUAAUCAAACUGAAAUGAAUGAAAUAAGGAAGGGUGAUACGGAGGAAAUACCUAUCAUUCGGACUACGACUAGCCCUAGUGUUCCUAAACGGGUGCCUUCAUCGCUUGGGUCGCAUCCAUCCCCACCAGUGCGAACCAGCUCCAAUAGAAGCAGUAGUGCCUCGGAUUAUGAUAAGCCUGUCAAUUCAGUUUCUAGUCGGCCAACUUCUGCUCUACUUGAGCCACAAGCACCACCGAGGCGCAUAUCUCCUUCGUUGCCUUCACAUCCAUCACCGCCCGCGCGACCUAAUUCCAGCAUGAACAGGAACAGUAACACUUUAGAUAUUAAUAGGCCUCCACAACCGAUUCCAGCUCGACCAAAUUCUGCUGUGCAUGAGCCACAAGCACCACCAAGGGUAAUGCCUCGUCGACCCCAAGUACAGUCUCAAAUAUACCCUGACAAUCAAGCGAAUGCCCCACCACUUCCUUCGCGACCUCGAUCAAGUGCUGAAACUCUACAGAGACCAAGUGGCCCCACACCUCCUCCAAGACCCUUAUCAAGUAGACGACAAUCCCAAGCCAUGGGCAACGGUACUUCGCCUAGACCUACUUCGCAUUUACCUCCUCCGCCAACUGCUGCUAUUCGGAAAACCAUCCCCAUAGCUGAUCGCAUCAAGUAUGACGGUCUAUUUAAAGAAAAAAAUGAACAAGGGUACAUAUAUCAAGACACUGCUGUAGAAAUUUGGAGAGAAAGUCGUAUCGGUGACCAAAACUUGAGCGAUAUUGCAAGACUAAUUGACGUACGAGGAGACGGCUGGUUUGAUCAGAAGCAGUUUGCUGCUGGGAUGUUUUUGAUAGAUGAUCGGUUACGUGGAUUCUGCAUUCCCAAAUCAUUGCCUGAAGGAAUAAUGUGA
Molecule: messenger RNA, 1653 nt
Organism: Umbelopsis ramanniana AG
Lineage: Eukaryota; Fungi; Mucoromycota; Umbelopsidomycetes; Umbelopsidales; Umbelopsidaceae
Exons: 1
Coding region: 1-1653 (550 amino acids)
Biological process (GO): positive regulation of actin filament polymerization; actin filament bundle assembly; actin crosslink formation
Cellular component (GO): nucleoplasm; cytosol
Molecular function (GO): protein binding
Source: RefSeq, a predicted model, not a curated record